Messenger RNA from Arabis nemorensis, 1116 nucleotides. NCBI's taxonomy places the organism in Eukaryota, Viridiplantae, Streptophyta, Magnoliopsida, Brassicales, Brassicaceae. The record is from the annotation of a GenBank genome assembly.
AUGCCGGCGGUCUCUCCGCCUCCGGUUUUGGCAGGCGCGACGGCGGAGUGUAGUCUGGCUCCCAGUCCGGUCGUGUGUGAAGAGCUAUUGGGAGAUGGAAGAGGGUCAGGAGUGAGUGAGAUGGAUAUGCUCGGAUUGGAUCAGGUGGGUGAGAUUCAGAACGAGGUAAAUCAAAAAGGUGUGCUGGAGGGGAAGGGGGUCGAUGAAUCAGAUGGGAAGGUUGUGGAGACAGUCGAGGAGGGAAAAGAAUCAGAGAUGGUUCAGGUGAAGGAACCAGCCUUGAUUAUUGGUGUUGGGGGAAAGAAAAUGUCAUGGGCAUCGCUGUUCACCUUUGAUGAUGGUACCGGUGAGGAUCUCACGAUGGAAUAUAGCUUUCCAAGGCUGCCUCCUCGCUGUGGAGAGUGUUCGAGAUGGGGACAUGUCGUUAAAAACUGCCCACGAUCAAAGCAAAGUACGGAAGAAGCUGCACAAAACGGAGGAAAACCAACUGCUAGUGCAGUGCAAACCGUGCAGGUGGAGGCUGACACUGGAAAGCCAACGAUUCAACCGGCUACUAUUGGUUCAGACACACAGGAAAUUGAAAUUUCAAAACCAGAGAGUAUUGAGUUAUAUAAGGAAGAAGAGGAGAAAGUAGAUGAAGGAUGGUCUACACCAACGCGGCUAAGUAGGAGUCCGGGGAAACCAAAGGAUUUGCAAUAUGAAAGUGAUAAGGGUGAAGAGGGUGAGAUACUAGAUAUGGGUGACUUGAAGGAGAGCAAUAUUUUGCUGGAAACUGUGAAGAUGUCAGAGAUGUCGGCUUCACAAGUUAAUAGAAGUGAUGGCUUAAUGAGACUUCAGCAUCAAGUGGUGUCGGGUACUGAGUCUUUCGGACAAAGACCUUCUCUUCCUCGUGAUGCAAAGACUACACGCAAAGUUUUAGGCAAGCCACAAAGUAGUAGGGAUACGACCUCUACUACUUUAAAAUCUAGUACCUCUUUAAAGAAAAACGGUAUCGGAUCAGGGUUUAAUCAAAGCCGAAGCGGAGCAGUAUUUUCGAGAGUUCCUAUCCUUUCGACCCUCUUCUUCGGAGGUCUGGCCAGUGGAAGAACUUCAGGAGUUGCUGGAUUUUCGGUGUGA